AUGUCCUCCCUAUAUCAUUACUCUUUCUCUCGCGUCUCCAAGAUGGAUUCAGUUCAGGAGUCUGCAAUUCAAUACCGCGAGCUACGUCUCAAAGCACUCAAGGCAUCUCCAGAGUCCUUCUCUUCCACCUACGAAAUCGAAUCUCAAUUCACAGAGACACAGUGGAUGGGUCGCCUCCUCCAAGAUGAUAGAGAGAACUUCGUCUGCGUCGCAACCCCAGUCAACCCUGACGCUUCUUCGAUGGCACAAUGGGUAGGACAGGUGACCUUGAGAGGUCCAGUCGGCAGAGAAGCCUUCACGCUUCCCGAAGUUUCUGGGCAGCCACUGCCAGGCGGGGAUGAUGAAGAUCGUUGGCAGAUGCUCAGCUUGUUCAUUCUACCGGACCACCAAGGACGAAAAUUGGGGCAAGGUCUGUGUCGGGAUGUUAUUAAACAUCUUCAAGAAACUCAACGAAAGGCUAGAACCGUCGUGAGGUUGAUGGUCAAGCCCCAAAACACCACUACAGUGCACUUAUACGAAAAGCUUGGUUUUGAAACUGUCGGAAAAUGCACAUUGGCUGAGGCUCUUGUAGCAAACGGAGAUGGCCAUCUGCUCCCUGAAGAUAUCACAGACGCCAGGUACUCUACUCGAUCAGGCUUGAUUAUGAUCUACACUAUCUCAAAGACUGCGUAG
Messenger RNA from Fusarium proliferatum ET1, 672 nucleotides. RefSeq lists its product as uncharacterized. The transcript has a single exon. The record is from RefSeq and is a predicted model, not a curated record. NCBI's taxonomy places the organism in Eukaryota, Fungi, Ascomycota, Sordariomycetes, Hypocreales, Nectriaceae. The coding region runs from base 1 to 672 and encodes 223 amino acids. Gene Ontology annotation, molecular function: acyltransferase activity, transferring groups other than amino-acyl groups.